Molecule: messenger RNA, 3370 nt
Organism: Oldenlandia corymbosa var. corymbosa
Lineage: Eukaryota; Viridiplantae; Streptophyta; Magnoliopsida; Gentianales; Rubiaceae
Source: the annotation of a GenBank genome assembly
AAUAAAUACUCCAUACAAUAGUGUUGUUUUUUUCUUUUCCCUCUAAAAUUUGUAUUUUUCAAUGAUAAGAAGAGAUCAUCAUUAUAAAAGUCCAAUGAUAAAUUAAUUUUUACUAAUUAUCAUAAAUUCUCCAGUGAAAGUCCUUGUCACACGAAAACUCGCACACACACACACACACAAAACAAAAACAAAAAAAAAUAUAGUUGGCUGCUUUAUUUGGGUUUCUCUCUCUUUUAUGCUUCUUCUUCUUCUUCUUCUCCCUGCUGAAAAGUGAAAACUACACACAACUCAAAUCACUAGGGAUUCCACCGAGUUAAUAAUAAACCCCAAUUAUGCUAUGGUAUCUUUUUGUUUUUCUUUCAUUCAGUAAUACUUUUUCCCAACAAUAGUAAUAAUCUUUAUACAAUUCCGUGUACGUUUGUGCAAAUUUUGUUUGAUUCUGCGCCAUGUCUGACUAUCAUGUAGCUUCAAUUUCAUUGGUUUUUGCAUAUACAUCACCAGUUUUUUUUUAAAAAUUUUUUUGUUAUUAGCUGCUUCGUUUAUGUGAGUUCUUAGCUUUUUUGUUUCUGGGUUUUGUUUAUUUUUGCUUGGUUCGAUUCGAUUCAUUGAUUAUGCUGCUGAUGUUUCUAUUUUUCAUGCUGGUGUCCGCCGCUUGCGAAGUUUUGUCCUUGGUUCGGCAGGAUGAGAUGUUUAGGGUUUAUGUGGGGAUUCUGUUGUUGAUUAUCUCUGUGAAUUUUGAGAUUUUUUUUACUGUCUUGAUGUUUGUAAGGCUUGUGUUCUUAAGUAUUCUUAUUUGUAACUGGGUUCUGCUGCAAAUUCUGGGUGGAGUUUCUUUUCAUUGAUGUGGAAUUUAAAUUUUGUUGGUGAUAUUGUUGGAUUUCAGAAAGUGUUUCUUGUGGUGUGUUUUGGGUUUUGUCUGCUUUUGUCUGUCUUACUGUUGUACUGGUUGAUCUGUAUAUGAGGAUUCUGGAGUUGGGUUUGAUGGAUGUUAAGAUUCAUUGGAGGCAUAUCAUUGAUUAACUCUGACUUCAUGGCAUGAAACUAGUUGUAUACCAUGCUAGAUUAAAGUAGUUUCUUUCCAUGGUCACAAAACUGUGGAAUAUGGUUGAAGUACUAUUUAACUUUGUACGUACUUGGUAUUUUGAAUUUCACAUUUUUUUCCAACACUGGAGUCUUGAAAUAUUUAUAAACUUGAUAAUGGCAAAUAGUGAUUAAAGAUUCAGAAACUUUUCCUAGGAGUGAGGCGUCUGUCUGACAUAAAUAAGCUUAUGAGCUGUUUGUAGGCAUGUCUAAGAUUAACCAACUAUAUGAAUCAUAGUGGUGUGGUCAGUUGGUGCUUGGAGGAUACUGUUUCAAUCUAGUUUGUUCGUUUGCAGUCGUUGAUUUUUCUGAAUUCCAUACUUGCACGUAAGUGCCGGUCAUUGUCCAGUAGUCUAGGCCAAUUUAGUACUACUUUGUUGGUUGUAUAUUCAUAUUAAUCAAAUAACAUAAAGCAUUCGUACCCAUAUUCUAUGUAUAUAUAUAGGUGAAUUAAACCUUUCAUUCGUUUGGGGUUUUGAUUGAAGUCUCAAAUGUCUUAUGCUGAGCGAGUAUGAUGUGUUACUGUGUUGACCUUGUAAAUUUUGAUAAUAGUAACAGAAGUUGGGUAAAUUUGUCGGUUUCCAUUUUAUGAAAUAUUUUGAUUCCACUCUUACACAGAGAUAUUUUAGUUCAGCUACUUGCGUGAAUAUUGGUUUAGAUUGUGGACUUUCUUAAUACAUAAAAGUUGCAAGGUUCUCUUUAGCAUAAGGAUUCAAGUUUUUCACUUACAUUUCUUACUUUUGUAAAGCAGACAACUGAGAGAAUGAGAAAGUGCAAUAUUGCUUCUGGUUGAUAUCAAGAAUAACUUCACCAAGAUGGGGGGCUGCUGUUGCUGUGCUUCAAAGGGUCCCGAACUUAAUAACCCAGUACCUAUUUAUCAUGUGCAUCCUGGGGUACCACCUCAAGUACACCGGCCCCUGUCAUCUACUCGUGGCACAGUCUCUUCUGUCUCCACUGGUCUUUUAGUUGAUACAAACUUAGAUACUUCGAUUCCAGUUACUUUUAGAGCCCCUCCAGUCCCUGUACCAUAUGAAACACAAGUCGGUCCCCCUCAAGAAAGUCGUGGUGGCAAGAAUGAACCAGUGGAGAAAUCUGUGGCAGAAAUGAAUUCUGGGAGCACCCAAGUGGGUGCUGUGAAAGCUGUAGAGGCUGAUGGUGUCACAAAUAGCAAUGCCGAACUCACUAAAGCUAAAGAAGUGGAGGACGAGGAUCUUAAGAAGUCUACUGAACCCUUUGAUACAUCUCUACUGGAGGAGGAGGAUGUUUGCCCUACCUGUCUUGAAGAAUAUGAUAAGGAGAACCCAAAAAUCAUUACGAAAUGUGAGCAUCACUUUCAUCUGGCAUGCAUUCUUGAAUGGAUGGAAAGAAGUGACACAUGCCCUGUGUGCGAUAAGGAAAUGGUUUUUAGCACAGCCGAUGAUUCUUGACUCUAGGAACUGUAGGUUUAAUAUUUUCCCCGUCUAGGUGCUGCUAAGUUAUUCUAUUUUAAGAUGAGUCAAAGGAAGAUUAAAAAAAUAAAGAAUCUGGUUCGAAAAGAAACAAGAAAAGAAAGCCAAAAAAUCUGAAACUUGAAGCGAACUCAAGUACAUGGGAGUCUGGAACAUGAAGCAAAUGGUAUACUCAAGUACACGUGAAUUGUUCGUGCAUUCUCUGUAUAUCCAUACUACUAGUCCAGGAGCUUCGGAAGGAUUUAUUGACAGUUUGGCAUUGAGUUCAUUCGUCAUGGCAAUGCCAUUUCUUUAGUCGUGUUAGCUCAUGUUCUGUGAUGUUUUCUUCUGCUUUUUCCUGCUGUUUGUCUUCAUUUAGGUACUUGACUUUUAAGUUUUCGGUUUCUUGGGACAACUGCUUCAAAUGGGGUCUGUAAAUUGUGUAGGAAUCUGCCGUAGUUUAGACUUUAGAUUAUCUGGUUGGGAGUGAUAAUCAUAAUGGUUGAAGGGAGAGAUUUUGGGGAAUAGGGUGAAAAAUAUGCAUCAUUGAUUCUAUAUAUUUGUGUAUAUAAAGACAUUCAAUAUUCUUACAGACGUUGGCUUUUUUUGGGUAACAUGUGAUUCUGGGCAUUUCUUCCUCGUAUCUUCUUAGUUGCUCCCUAUCUUUGUCAUCUUUGCAAGUUCCAAGGCUAUGGAAACAAGCAUUUUUACUGUUGAAGUAACUUACGGUACAUUUUGGUAGAGAAGAUGAUUUUUUUUUUUUUCACUUUGGUCUUUGCUUCCUUUUGCAUCUUGUUAGCCCACGUUUAUGGAUUUGUCAUUUGACUAUUUGAGGACUGAAUGGAAUGUCUCCAUGGUAAGGA